AAUCCCACGGCGGUAAGCUUACCGGGAUGUUCGGGUUCGCCAAAGCCAUCCCGUCGAUCAACGGUCAAUGACCAUUCCGCAACAUGCUAACGCGGGACAAAAAUGAAUCAGGCGAGCAAUCCCACGGCGGUAAGCUCACCGGGAUCUUCGUGUUCGCCAAAGCCAUCCCGCCGCUUUGGCGCCAAAGCUUUUAGAAUUCUAAUCUGCCCGCCUCUUUCUCGUAUAUCUUCCCUUCCUUCCCUGUUUCGCCGCGCUUGGGAGCAUCCGACCUCCACAUCGUCUCCUUUCCACAGCUCGAAGGGGAAUGGAGAGCUUCGAGGACGCCCCCCUCCUCCCUUUCUACGAAGAACCCUCCUCACCCAUCCCUCAGCGAAAGCUGAAACGCCUGAGGAAGGCAUCCGGACCUAGGGUUUCCGAUCCGCCGAUCGCUCCAACCCUAGAUCCCGAUCCCUCUUACCAUUCCGCUUCCGAGGAUCUCCCUGAUGCGCGAGAGGUGCCGGAUUUGGAGGGAUCCGCGGCGGAUGCGGUCGAUCCGGCGCCUGCAUCAGAGGAUUUGGGCAAGGGAAUGGCUUCUGACGACGAGCUCGAUCCUUUGUUUCCAGACCCGAGGGAUGCAUCUAAAUCCUGGCAGCCUCGGGACAUGGAAGAAGGAGAAGAAGCAGAAGAAUGGUGGGGGGGUUCCUCUUGGGGAGGAGAGAGUGGAAGAAUUGGAAUGGGGGGAAUAAUGGAUGAUCUGAGGAAGGAGAGAUCGGCAAAGAAGCGGCUGAAUUUGGAAGGGGAAGAAGAUAUCACGGAGAAGAAGAAAAAGAAGAAGAAGAAGAAGUCUGGUGAGUUGGCCGGCCAGGAAGGCAGACCAGAAGAAUCCAUUCGAGAGAAGAGAAGACUUGAGAAGGAGAGGAUGGCUAAUCUGGAGCAAAUUCAUGCUGAAUCUCAGAGACUGUUGCGCGAAACUAGAGAUGCUUCAUUUAAACCUGUGCCUCUUGUUCAGAAGCCGAUAUCAUCUGUUUUGGAGAAGAUCAGGCUAAGGAAGUUGGAAGUAUCAAAAAAACCUAGCGUUCUCUAUCAUUCUGAUUCUAUUGCUGAUACUGAUUGUUCUGCGGCUGAGAUGUCUCACGUCUCUGAUCUAUCUGGGUCUAAUAAUGGGAAGGAAAACAAUGAGACAUCAAAAAUGUUGCAGGAUGAUGCUGUCCAAGCUAUGGAUGGUGACAGCAGUGCAAGUUUUCUGAGCUGCCAUGAGAAUGUUACCUAUAGCAAGGCUUCUGAUGCACACCUGGAGGACUCCUUUCAGAUUCCAAAUAAUGACACACAGAAUGUUUCUAAAGACUCCAAACAAAGCAACAGAGAGAAGAACCAGUUUGAUGAUGGUGCUGAUGAUACUAUAGAUGUUCUUAGUCCGUCCUUGCCUGCUUCAAGCUCAAAACCUGAUCCUGCUGAUGUUUCAUCAUCAUCAGAAGAAGACAAUGACAAGGAAAACAUUGAUCCUCAUCCUCACAAGGCUGCUGUCAUGGACUCAUAUCCAGAAGGUGUUCCAGCAAAAGCAUUUCUAGAUGAUGAGGCUGAAGAAGAAGAUGAUAGUGACCAUGAUCUAACAAGGUUUCCUGAAGAUGAAGAGGAUGAUGAAAGUGAUGAAAAUGAAGUGUUUGAUGAUCUGAUUGCCAGUGGUUUUGAGGAGGCACCUAUAGAUCAUGAAAAGCGUAAUCAGCUUCAUCAGAAGUGGCUUGAGCAACAGGAUGCAGCAGCAACAGAUAAUGUUUUGCAGAGACUAAAAUAUGGUAAAUAUCAGAAAGAACCUACAGUACUUGAUGAGGAGGAUGAUGAAGAAUUAGGUGAAGAUUCUGAAGAUAAAGCAUCAUAUGAUCUGCCUCCAGCAAAUUUCGUCCGGAAUAAUUCGAAGAAGGCAAAACAAAUGAUUGCACAAAUGUUUACUGAUGAUCACGAUGCUUAUGUUCCAUCAGAUGAUGAGGAAACAGAGCAGACUCUAAUUCGCCAAUGUCUAUCAAAGCAGAUGGAGGAAUCCUCAUUUGUGUCUCCAGUAGAGGAUGAACAUUCCAGAGAAGUCUUUGGUCUUAUAAAGAAGCUGAAUAUUGCUCCCGAUUCCAAGAAGAGAGGAAAAACAGCAACAUCUAACUUUAACAUGCUGAUGAUGGGAGGGAACAGCAAUAGCUCUUCAAAGUCAUCUUUUCUGGGUCGAGCAACAAGUAGUUCAUUACCAUCUUCCCACAAGCAAGGAUCAACAACUGUGCGGACAUUCAUUUUUAGUCGGGAUGACACCAAUAGUAGGAGUGGUAUCUCAACUACUGACAAUCUCUCAGAUAUGGACCAAGCAGAAAACGAACCUAAGCAUACUUCAUCGUCUAAGUUCAGGGGCUCACAGUUGAAACCAGCUUCUUCUAGAACAAAAGUUGAGGGCAAUGGAAGUUCAGGUUCUUCACUUUUUGAGAUCCUGCGCCAGUCAUCUACGAUUUUCGAUAAACAACUGGAGAAUAAAAGGGGAAGCAGCAGUCAUGUAAUCACAGAAACACAGGCUGCCUACCAAUUUUCUGCAUUUAAGUUGGGAAAGAGGUUUCCAAAGGUGGAGGCUAGGAAUUAAUGCCAGAGCAUUGAAGAAAGCCCGGCAAGGAUAUGUUUAAUUUCCCAUAUUCAAUGUCUCCAUCUUUCAUCUGAAUAAAGUUACUGAUAUGCUGGCUUUCUUCCAUCUUUAUGUGUAGAGGUUUAUAUAUUGAUCAAGGAUCUUCCCUGAAGUGAACAGAAUGAAAUCCAAGCAAAGUGGUGUUCAAAUUACAUAAAAAUCACAGGUGCUUGCAAGGAUCUUUCCUUAAAGAAAAUUGCACAUGUUUUUUCCCACUAAUAUUGAGUUGAAGUUGCAGCAGACUUGGUGGCAUCUUUUGUUGCAAACCAUGCUGGCUCGGUGACUUGGAAUUUUAGUUCAUUUCUGCUCCACUCUGGGAUAUUGUGCUUGCUGAUUCUAUGGGCUGUAUCCAUUCGAAGGCUGUGUAAACAGGUGGUCAUAUCAGGAGAAAAAAGACGAGUGUAAUCAAUAAAGUUGGAAGCAAUUUUUGUUUAGGAUAAUCGACAGAAUGUGUCUUGUGCCCAAUACUCCUAAAAACUGCUUUCAACUGAAGGGAAAUGAUAUUAUGACAUUCAUGCAGUGA
Phoenix dactylifera (date palm) is the source of this 3152-nucleotide messenger RNA. RefSeq names its product DNA ligase-like protein. The record is from RefSeq and is a predicted model, not a curated record. NCBI's taxonomy places the organism in Eukaryota, Viridiplantae, Streptophyta, Magnoliopsida, Arecales, Arecaceae.